GACUGUAAUAAUAAUAAUACAUUACACCACAAUAAUUCACAUAAAUUCACAUGUUGGGAGAUCAGCAGUGACACCAGGUACAAGGUCCCGUAUUUAUAUCUCCAUCUGGUUCAUCUGGUGUCUUCGCGGCUGAGCCGGUCCAGAGGAGAACGGAGAGUUGGCGCACGGGACAACGGCACACACCAUCUGAUGGGAUUAGCCACCUGGAGGACUUUAAAAAGGGACAGUCGGACAGAGAGAGAAAACCAGUGAGAACCAAGCCGAGAUCAUCAGACAGCAUCAGAAAAACACUUUGGGACUCCAACAGAAGUAGAAAACUAAAAUGUCAGACGAAGCUGCUGGAAACCUUGCGGAGAAGAAGGCUGCUCCCAAGUUCAAGCAGAGGGCCAUGCGCACCUUCAAGAGCAAGGCGCCUAAACCCGGCCAGAAGGGGUUCGGAGACGACAUCCCCGGCAUGGAGGGCCUGGGCACGGACAUCACCGUGGUCUGUCCCUGGGAGGCCUUCGGGGACAUGGAGCUCAGCGACCUGGCCAAAUACGGAAUUGUUUAGCGCUCCGCCCUCUGCCUUUUACCAGUAUUGCCACGACUGUCCCAUCAAGUAACUUUUGACUGCCGCUGAAAAGCUUAAACUAGUGCUCUAAAGAGGACGCAGAUAUUGCGUAUUUAAUGUUGGGGGAAAAAAGAGAUCCAGCCUCUCUACUCUCAUGCACUUUAUCUUCCCCUGCCUUUCCACCAAUACUACAUUGUCCUCAAAACCAGUCAGCAGUUCCAGCCCCAAAGGCUGAACAGCAAAAGAACAAAUUAAAUGAGUGGAUUUGUUGAACUAUACAAGUGGGUUUUAUAUCUUUGUGA
This is a messenger RNA of Gasterosteus aculeatus aculeatus (three-spined stickleback), 852 nucleotides long. NCBI's taxonomy places the organism in Eukaryota, Metazoa, Chordata, Actinopteri, Perciformes, Gasterosteidae. The record is from RefSeq and is a predicted model, not a curated record.